Molecule: messenger RNA, 1055 nt
Organism: Dreissena polymorpha
Lineage: Eukaryota; Metazoa; Mollusca; Bivalvia; Myida; Dreissenidae
Product: late secretory pathway protein AVL9 homolog
Exons: 10
Coding region: 84-1055 (323 amino acids)
Cellular component (GO): cytoplasm
Source: RefSeq, a predicted model, not a curated record
CCGGAAGUAGACGAAGUAGAAGUCAACAAAAUGAAAACAUACAAAUUUUAUUGAAUAAUUUGUAGACGAACAUAAUUGAAGUAAUGACAACCAGUGCAAUAAACACUUCCAAGCCAGUUCUCCAUAUUGUAGUGAUUGGCUUUCACCACAAGAAAGGCUGUCAGGUGGAUUAUGCCUUCCCACCGCUUGUCCCAGGCGGAACCGUUGACAGUCAUGAAACACCAGCAGAAUGGAAGCAUCUGCCAUCGCUUGCAAUACCUGAUGGCGCUCAUAACUACACCCAGGACAGCAUAUAUUUUCACCUACCUGGUCUCGAUGACAGGCAUAGGACAGUAUAUGGAGUGGCCUGCUACAGACAGAUCGAGACUAAGGAUUUGAAGAUAAAAACAGAUGAUAUUACAAGAAGUACUGUACAGAAAAGUGUCUGUGUGCUGAGUAAUUUGCCACUGUAUGGACUGAUCGAAGCGAAACUGGAGCUCAUUACGCAUGCCUACUUCCUGGAGCUAGAUUUCAGACAAGUCUCACUUCUAGAAGACACCUACAACAAUCUGAAUGCCUCGCUGCGAGAAUCCCUGUUGGACGGUGGGUCUCAGGUGUUCUUGGGGAUGAAUAUCAAAGAACUGGUGCAGACGUACAGACAUCGUGUUAUGACCCUCUUCAAGCUUGUUCUUCUGGAUGAGAAGGGUUUUGUACAUUGGGUAUUGUUCACUGGCUCGCCUGUUGAGAGGCUUGCAAACACCAUGUUGACCAUACUUUCAUUAUAUCCAGGCAUGAUAGAACAAGGCCUGGCAGAGUGCACGAGUUACGGAGGUGACAGAAACAUCAGCCCGACAUUGAGACACACCGGUGUGGGGGAGGAGGCAGAGGAAUUUCUGGAGAUCAGAUAUACAGGUGAUCUAAGUCCAGAUAUAAGUGGGCUGUCAGGUACAGAUUCGGUGGAGGCGGUGGAACCAGCGUCCCCCACCAUUGAUCGUGGACUGGACCAACCAAGUUUUCCUAUGAAUGCUGCAGAAUCACUAAAAAUAUCAACAACCAGUCAAGCCUUGGGAGAGUAG